Molecule: messenger RNA, 582 nt
Organism: Monoraphidium neglectum
Lineage: Eukaryota; Viridiplantae; Chlorophyta; Chlorophyceae; Sphaeropleales; Selenastraceae
Product: Tubulin alpha-1 chain
Exons: 5
Coding region: 1-582 (193 amino acids)
Biological process (GO): mitotic cell cycle; microtubule cytoskeleton organization
Cellular component (GO): microtubule; cytoplasm
Molecular function (GO): structural constituent of cytoskeleton; GTP binding
Source: RefSeq, a predicted model, not a curated record
AUGCGCGAGGUCAUCUCCAUCCACAUUGGCCAGGCCGGCAUCCAGGUCGGUAACGCCUGCUGGGAGCUCUACUGCCUCGAGCACGGCAUCCAGCCCGAUGGCCAGAUGCCCAGCGACAAGACCAUCGGCGGCGGCGACGACGCCUUCAACACCUUCUUCUCCGAGACCGGCGCCGGCAAGCACGUGCCCCGCUGCAUCUUCCUCGACCUCGAGCCCACCGUGGUGGACGAGGUCCGCACCGGCACCUACAGGCAGCUGUUCCACCCCGAGCAGCUGAUCUCUGGCAAGGAGGACGCCGCCAACAACUUUGCCCGCGGCCAUUACACCAUCGGCAAGGAGAUCGUGGAUCUCGCCCUGGACCGCAUCCGCAAGCUCGCAGACAACUGCACCGGCCUGCAGGGCUUCCUGGUGUUCAACGCCGUCGGCGGCGGCACCGGCUCGGGCCUGGGCUCGCUGCUGCUGGAGCGCCUGUCGGUGGACUAUGGCAAGAAGUCCAAGCUGGGCUUCACCAUCUACCCCUCUCCCCAGUACAGCGGUUUGGGGCCGCGCAGCCUCCCCGCGCGGUCAGCUGUCCUGGCUUAG